This is a messenger RNA of Myotis lucifugus (little brown bat), 1854 nucleotides long. Its product is annotated as complement factor H-related protein 4-like. NCBI's taxonomy places the organism in Eukaryota, Metazoa, Chordata, Mammalia, Chiroptera, Vespertilionidae. The record is from RefSeq and is a predicted model, not a curated record. The transcript is spliced from 6 exons. The coding region runs from base 366 to 740 and encodes 124 amino acids.
AAUGCCAGGACUACUAUGAACUCCGGGGUCCUCAAUAUGUAACCUGUAGUAAUGCAAAGUGGUCCGAACCCCCGAGAUGCAUAGGUCUCACUCACACUUGGUAAGGGCUCAUUUGAAACCCCAAACAGCAGCGCUGGACGAUCUGUGCUAACACACCCGGGGAGCCCCACCAUGCAGUUACUAGUCAAGGUCAUCCUCACCCUGUGGGUCUCCUGGGCUCGUGGACAAGCAUGGACUCCUAUACAAGGAAGACACAUAUAGAUCAUACUUCCCAGCACCGAUAAAACAAUGGUUUUACUAUUCCUGCGAUCAAAACUAUGUGACUCCUCCUGAAACUGUCUGGCAUUACAUUACUUGCACACAAGAUGGAUGGACCCCGGAAGUGCCCUGCCUCAGGACAGUCUAUCAAAAUUGAUUGCGAUCCCGGCUACAGUCUCUCAGACCCACAGAGCACAGUGACCUGUACGGAGCAUGGCUGGUCCUCGCCUCCCAGCUGCAUCAAACAUUGUGACAUGCCAAUAUUUGGGAAUGCCACAGCCAUAAUCACUGGAAAACCAUUUCGACCCAAUGACAUGUUGGACUACCAAUGCCUGGAUGGCUAUGAAAACAGAGAUGGAAGCAAAAAGGGUUCCAUGGUGUGUGAAUCUUCAGACAAGUGUGGGCCUCCUCCAGGGAUUAGCAAUGGCGACAUCACCUCCAUCACAUUAAAAAUGUAUCAUCCGUGGUCAACAGUCAGGUGAGAGCAACGAGAGGAUGAGAGACCGUCACAGGGACAUGCAGUCGGAGUUAUUUCCACGUGAAUCUCCUGGUUGAGAAAGAACCUCACCCAUCCUUAGGAAGCAUUUAAAGAUUCGAGUUUUGUAUCACUUUUGGAGCCAGUCCAUUACGGUCCCUAAGAAACGCUGUCCAAGUCCAUGUCAAGGAAGUAACUCAGGAGAUGAUUGUGAAAUUCAUGCAAAUUUACAGAUAUUGCAAAAGCCUUUAAACUUUGAUAUCUACCGAGUGACCUCAGUGAACCAGCUUCCCGGUACUGUCACUUAAAUUCAGAGCCACACUUGGUAAAGGCUCAUGAAGCUGAGUUAAAACCACACACAGCAGCGCUGGACUCUCUGUGCUAACACACAGGGGGAGCCCGCCAUGCAGUUACUAGUCCAGGUCAUCCUCACCCUGUGGGUCUCCUGGGCUCAUGGACAAGGUGAGUGGAAAACAGAGCUGGCCAGGCCGUGUGCUCUUACCUGGGACUUCAUGUUACAUCUACUUUUGUGGGUCUGUGGUUGUUGUUUUUUUAAUGAAUCGUCUGUAUUGGGAGAUCAUAACAGAGAAUAAUGACUUUUUUAGGAAAAUACAACCAAUUAUGUUGAAUUUUACUCCCUGAGUUCCACAGCAAAAGGGCUCCCAAUGCCGAUUACGGGAAUAUUUGAAUGUGUUCAUACACAUUUGGGAACUAUGGCAAUUGUCACAAUUGUAUGUGUGGUGACUGUUUUAUAGAUUGCGUUGUGAAAACGCGUGAAAUCAGCCAUGUCGAGUCUGUGCCAUUUACUGUAUUUCAAUUAAACCUUAAAAAGCCUAUAAAAGUAAUUAACAUUGCAAUCGACUUAGUAUUGCAAUAAGAUUAGCAUCAGGUAAAAAGAAAUAUCUGUUUCAACGAAACGUAAAAUACAUUUUUAUUUCCAAUGAAAUGUCAAUAAAUUUUAUUAGAUUUCUGAGUUCACUGUUAAGUGUUGAGUAAAUAAAUUAAUGUAUUUCAUAGCAUUCUCUCUAUUGUGCACUGAUGUGCAUUCUUUAGAAUAAUAUGUGGUCUCUAUUAUGUGUCAAUGCAACCCUAUGUAUUAAACAAUUGCAUCUUAAAACAAA